Messenger RNA from Phytomonas sp. EM1, 1628 nucleotides. The record is from the annotation of a GenBank genome assembly. Lineage: Eukaryota; Euglenozoa; Kinetoplastea; Trypanosomatida; Trypanosomatidae.
AGGGCUAAUUUACUUUUCGUUAAUACAGCUUUUACAAAAAAAAAAUACUCGCACAGAAAAGCUCGAAGCUCCCAUCAAGUGCCAUCAUGAUACCCGAAAAGCGAGAUGAAAAACCAUCAGAGGAUAUUAUAUCGGAUUACGAUGCCCAAUCUGAAGCUUUGAAACUCUUUUUUGAGAAAAACAUCGUCCGGAAUUAUGUUUCAUUCUGGUGGCUUGGACUAAUCAAUAACUUUCACUAUUGCUUAGUUGGGUCGGCUUCUGAUGACAUUUCGGAGAGGUUCAACGUGAAGGAGCUGCUUGGAUUGCUUCCUUGUGCUAACGCUGCUCUUAAUUUUGUCGUUCGUUUCAUUAAUACUUUCUGCACUCCCCGACUCUCGUACAACAUUCGUUUUAUCAUUACCGGUCUCCAGACGCUCAUCGGUAUAGCCUUGGUCUGCGUAUCUUGGCCCAUUGGUAACUCAAGCGGCAUUGCAGCCUAUGUCAUUGCUCUGAUCGGUGUUGUCUUCUGUGGCAAUGCAUCUGCAUACGGUGAGAGUGUUUCUCUGGCAUUCAUGGAGUGUUUUCCUGCUCUUACGGUUGGCUCCUGGUCAUCUGGAACAGGCGGAUCAGGCGUCCUUUCGUCCCUCAUAUAUCUGGGCCUACGCUCGGCAGGUUUGAUAUUUCCGUACAUCUUUUUGUUGUCUACCCCAUUUAUCCUUGUAUACUGGGUGUGCUACUACUUCAUGAUCCGAAUUCCAAUCGUGAAAGGGCUUCCUGCCGCAUUAGGUUUCAGUGCCCUUUCGGUUAAGGGGGAAGACUUGCAUUAUGAAAUAAACUCUUUCCAUGAGCCGCCUUUGACAAAGACCGAGGAAUAUUAUCGCAUGAUUACAGGUGGGUCGAACUGGUGGGCUACCUCAUGGGGAGACAUUCCGAGACUAACCAGCGAUAUUAGUGCGGAGGAAGAAGACCGAAACAUCGGUGCGUUUGAGCGCUUGCGCCGUUGGUGGAGGCGUAAAGGAGAUGUUAUUUGUGAGAUUCACCGACACAUGUUCGCUAACUACAUGAAUCUUGCCAUUGUCUAUGUUGCGGAAUAUGCUUCUCAAUAUAUGGCUCCUUAUUCCUUUGCGCGUAAGCGAUACGCGGAAUCGACGAAUUUCUGGAUAAGUAAUGGAUAUGUUAUUUUAGCCUUAUGCUACCAAAUCGGUGUACUUAUUUCUCGGAGCAGUCUAUACUGCGUGCGUAUCAAAAAGGUAUGGAUCAUUACGUUAAUUCAGCUUCUCAAUACCGGAGGCUGGUUUGCGCAGGCCUUUUUACUUUUUAUCAGCUCUGACGAUGAGGCAACACAAUCAAAAUUGAUGUUUGCGCUCUUUGUGUGGAUGAUAUUUGUCGGCCUGAUGGGUGGUGCAUCGUAUGUCAAUGUAUUUCACAAUGUUUUGGAUCAAAUUAAAAACGAAGAAACUGAUAUGAUUAUUAGUAUGGAAAAUCCGAGCGACGAAGAGAUAUUCCGGAUCAAACAAUUAUAUAAGGAAAAGGCCGAGCUUGCGAUGAACAUUGGGGCUCUGUACCAGUGUUUAGGGAUUACGCUUGGUUCCGUGCUUGACGUUUUUUACGCCGUGUUUGUUUUGGGGGAUAAAAUCCGUAACCGAUAG